Molecule: messenger RNA, 2022 nt
Organism: Pseudomassariella vexata
Lineage: Eukaryota; Fungi; Ascomycota; Sordariomycetes; Amphisphaeriales; Pseudomassariaceae
Product: Up-regulated during septation-domain-containing protein
Exons: 3
Coding region: 1-2022 (673 amino acids)
Source: RefSeq, a predicted model, not a curated record
AUGCACCAACCGGAGACGCGAAAAUACCAUCUAUUUCCGAAGGAAAGGCAGCUUCCCGUUAUCAAGGCGUACGACCCCGAACAAGCCUGCUCGGCCGCCAUGAGUCAACCAGGAGACAAGCCUGACCGGGUUGAGGAGAAAGAAAAGAAAUCGAGUGGACUACGUAUGAGGAUCAAGGAGCACAAUCUCAUCCGCCGGCGGAAAGUGAGCCUUGCCGACCUCGGGCCCAUGACGACGGUGCAGGAGGUCCCCAUGGAUUCUCCAACCAUCCCAGGCCGACCCGCCUUGCAUGAACGGUCAAUCAGCUCGCCAGUCAAUACGUACCGCCAGCACAAUCUCGUCGAGUCUGUUUCAUGCGAGGAAGAUACGACAGAUGAGAGCAGCGGGAUGAGCACGACGAUAGUGGGUCCCGAUGAAACGCCCAAAGCCUACCACACCAUGGCACGACAACCACUUUCACCCAAGAGUCUGGCUCCUCUGGUGAUACCGGCUCAAAACUGCUCGAUGCAUCAACUGGCCCGGCAACUAUCCCUGAGCCGGUCUCGAUCCGGGAGCACGCCUACCGAAUCGGCUUUACGGUCCGCCAGGACGGACGAAUCUCCAUGGACCCGGACGCCCUACACUCCCUUUACGCCCUCGUCUUACAGUACGGCCCCUAACUCGGCACUAACGACAUCUACCCUUCCCACGCCCGUCUCGGCAUGUCCAGAAUCGCGCGACUUCCCCCGAUCGUGGGAGAACAUGUCCAACAUGUCUACCUUAACGCCGGUAACCACGCCACAGAUGAGCGGUAGCGAGUGCUCCUCAAUGUGCAGAGCCGAGGGCGACUUUACGUCACGCAGCGGGACUGCAAUGUCUCACAGGAGAAACGUCUCCGAGACCAGCAGUAUUAUGGAGCGUGGCCGACCAAGGAAACGUAGUGAUGGGACCCCCGUUGGUGCGACGGCCAAGAGGACUGGCUCCAAGCGAGAUGCCAGCGCCGAGCGUCGUGCUUUCGAAGUACUGCCUCAGGGGUUCAGGCCCACCGAGGCCGCCAAGAUGAUCGAUCAUAGCGAGCUCGACUAUUUGCAAAAACAAGCUCUCGGACAGGCUCUGAGAUUCGAGGUGCUGAAGAAAGAUGACGUGGAAAGUCUGUCCAAGGAACUUCGCCAUCUUGAUGAACGAACUGAGUAUCUGCGGCGCACUUACACCUCUCUGCGUGCUGGUCGUCGCAACCUUCAUUCGCGUAUUUGCCAGUAUCUUCGUUCACCUCGAACUGCUAGGUUCAGUCAUGAGUCCAUGCUCAAGCAGGAGGAGGCUCUGGCGGAGCUGGAUACCUCCAUUGACGACUGGGUGACCAAGCUGGAGGCUGCCGACAACCGCCGCACACGUGUUAGGCAAAAGCUUCUCGAACACGUCGCUGCUGCAGCCACCAUGGCCUGUUCUUCAGACAUCGGCCGCGUCAGCGAGACACUGCAACUGGCAAUGGGUGGAGCCCAACCGUCAACCGACGCCACGGAUAUUUCUACACCCCCUCGAAGCCCAAGCAAGACGCCAUCUCUGUAUGCUCAAUCCCCGUCCCCAUCUCCACACCGAUUCGUUCCCCGCGUUCCGUCUGUCAUUCCAGAGGCUCCUUGUGAGGAGGCUGCUACUGUCGGUCUGGGACUCGACGCUGGCGACUGCACACACCGCUCCACUCUGCAACAACGAAUGGAGAGUAUUCGCAUCUACGCCGAUAGCGAUGUGUAUGCUCUACUAGCUGAUGUCGAGAGCGAAUUCACCAAACUUAGCGGUAGCGGUCAAAGCCCCAUGAGUCCAGAGCCCGUCAAAGCCGAUCUGUCCGAAGAGAAGAUGAAGGAGCUGCAUCGUGCCCGCAGUCACGAAAUGCUUCACGGCUUCGUCUUCAAGCCGACGGACAAGACACUUACCGCCUGCCCGCCAGCUCCUCCGCCUCCCCUGAAGGAUUCACCCACCGGCGACGGUGAUAUUUUUCUCACCGCUGCCGUCUUCAACCCAGGGAACCCCGCCGCUGCCAAAGGCUAA